UGUGUGUUGUCCAAAAUCCAAUAUGGCUGAUGGUAACAGCCCACUUCUAAGUUGAGUGUUUAUUACGUUUUAUUACGUUUAUUUCUGACCGAGCAAAAAGUCAUUCAAUUCAAUCUAUUCCAGCGAUUCUGAUUUUAAAUUGUCAUUUAUAACCAAACAGCGAAUUGUUUUUGAUCAUCUAUCCUAUUUUAUAUUCAUAUGUAUAAAAAGUUGUUCGUCACGUUUUAAAAUCUAAAAACAACAAGGAAGUGCGGUUAAGUGUUCAACGCACCACAUACGUUAUCAACGUAUUUUUAUAAACAAGAAUUUCAUUUUGUUGAGAGCCAAAAUGUCUUUAACGAGUUUUUUGCCAGCACCCAGUCAAGUGACUUGGGACAGAUCUGAUGAAGCACGUGAACAAAAACUAAGGCAACGACCUGUAUCAGCUUUGGUGAAAGCUUUUGUUACCGCACCACCUUACGGCCAACGAAAAGGAUGGAUUCCCCGAAAUCUCGAUGACUAUGGAGAUGGUGGUGCGUUUCCGGAGAUCCACGUUGCCCAGUAUCCUCUGGAAAUGGGUCAGAAAGGCAAAGAGACAUGCAACGCCUUGGCAAUUCAGCUCGACGCAGAAGGAAAAAUAAAAUAUGACUUGAUCGCUCGGCAAGGUCAUUCCAAAGACAAAAUUGUCUACAGUAAACUCAGUGAUUUGCUACCUUCAGAAAUAGCAAAUGAAGACGAUCCAACCUUGGUACGACCGAGUGAAGAAGAGUUGGAAGAAAUUACAGAACGGACAAGGAAAGCCCUGGAGAAAAUCACGCAGUCAAAGAUCGCUGCUGCUAUGCCAGUUCGUUGUGCAGAAAAGCAAGGCCCAGCUCAGUAUAUUCGAUACACUCCGUCUCAGCAAGGGCAAUCAUUUAACUCGGGAGCCAAGCAACGAGUCAUACGGAUGGUUGAGGCUCAAGUUGACCCGAUGGAGCCACCGAAAUUUAGGAUCAACAAGAAAAUUCCUCGUGGACCACCAUCUCCACCAGCACCAGUUUUGCAUUCACCUACCCGUAAAGUCACUGUGAAAGAGCAAAAAGAAUGGAAAAUACCUCCCUGCAUAAGUAACUGGAAAAACGCAAAAGGUUACACGAUUCCUCUGGAUAAACGGUUGGCUGCUGAUGGGCGAGGCUUACAACAGGUUCACGUGAACGAAAACUUCGCUAAGCUAGCUGAGGCUCUUUACAUUGCCGACAGAAAAGCCCGGGAGGCUGUCGAAAUGAGAGCGCAGUUAGAAAAGAAACUGGCUCAGAAAGAAAAGGAGAAGAAGGAAGACCAUCUCCGUCAGCUAGCUCAGAAAGCCCGUGAAGAGCGUGCCGGGUUGAAGGCUUCUGCGGCUCUGGAGAAGUCGGAGGAGUCCAAAGAACGGGAUCAGCUGCGGCAUGAGAGGCACAAGGAUCGUGCGCGCGACCGCAAUCUUGCCCGUGCGGCUCCUGACAAGCGCUCCAGAUUACAACGGGAACGUGAGCGUGAUAUAAGCGAACAAAUCGCUUUGGGAAUGCCCGCCAAAAAUAUAAAUACCACCGGUGAGGCUCAAUUCGACCAGCGACUAUUCAACACCACCAAGGGAAUGGACAGCGGAUAUGGUCAUGAUGACGAGUACAAUAUCUACGAUAAGCCCUGGAGGGAUUCUAAUUCACUGGCUAACAAUAUCUACAGACCUAGUAAAAAUAUCGAUAAAGACAAUUACGGUGAUGAUCUGGAAAAGAUUGUAAAGACGAGUAGAUUUGUACCAGACAAAGAAUUUAGUGGUACUGAUCGAUCGGCCCAAAGGAGUGGCCCUGUGCAAUUCGAGAAGGAUGAAGAGGAUCCCUUCGGAUUGGAUCAGUUCUUGACUCAAGCCAAGAGAGCCAGCGGAUCAACAACAACACCAAGUGCUUCUGCGACUUCUUCGAAGCGCAAAGACGACAAAGAUCGUCCUUCUGUACCAUUAAAAAAGAAAAAGAAAUAUUAAUCAUAAAAGUAACUAAAACUUACAUUACUAUAAGUAAAUGAAAAUUUAUUAUUAAUUAAUUUAAUAAAUCAUUAUAAUUCCAUUUUACUACCAACGAUUUAAUUGUUAUGGUUAGCCACUUGAAAUAAGGCAGUACGCAUUAUAUAAAUGGUAAUACUCGUUUAUUUUCUGACGUUUAAAUUUAUAUAAAUGAUAGCAAUGUUGAUUAAUGAUCUUAAUUAUACAUACAACAAUACCAACAUACAGUAUCAACAUUUAUUUCACAUAAUUGUUUGUACACAAAAAUUAUUAACUAAAAUGAGUCUACGAAAAUGGAAAACAUUGAUUUAUUUUUUAAAUUUUCACUUUUGGUGCGGCCUUAAAGUUGGACGCUGAUAAUAUUUAUUUAUUAUCAUCUAGUUAAUUUAUAAUCAACAAAACCAAUAACUUAAUAUAAUUUACCAAUAUAUAAUAUGAUAUGUGUUAGUAUUUAUUUUGACAAUUGCACUAAAUCCCAUCAAUUAAAAGUUUGUUAAUUUAAUAAUUAUUGAUAAAUUAUCACAAUAAUAAUAAUAAUAAUAAUAAUAUUAAUAAUAAUUAUAAAGUAUAAAUUUUCAGAGAUUUUAAAUGUUGCCAAUUGAUUUAAUUGUAACAUCUGUCAAAUAAAAUUUAUUAAGAUAAAGAAUGGCCUAAAAUUAUCAUUUCACAAAUACACUGAUCAUAAAAAUAAAAGGAGUAAUUAAUUAUCAGCCGAAAAUUAAAUUUUUUCUUUGGAUACCAGUAACUCAGAAAAAAAUUAUCUUACAAAGCUCCUGGACCUCUCAAAUUAAAGAAUAGGAAUAAAACCAAGAGGGUUUCUACAUGAAAUUACUAAAAGUAAAUUUAUUGAAGGUCAUUCGCCUUUCGACAGUGUAUCAUCAAUCAAUCAACCACCUAGAUCUUACUACAAUAAUAAUAACUAAAAUAUUCAUUUAAAAUGAGUCAGUGUCCAACAUAAAGGACAUUCACCGUUAAAACUAUCUACUUGGAUGGAUUAUAUGCAUCGGGCCACAUUGGGCAUUUAAAUAAUACGCAAUCAUAAUUAACAUAAUUAAUAAUCACACAAAAUUGGCUGGACAAUAUAUACUACUAAUAAAUAUAAUAAUCAAGUUCCGGUCCACUUGGACGUUUUAAUUUUUCACAUGCGUACGUCACUUCUCGCUGGAUUGAGCAAUCGCGUAAAUAAUUUUUUAGACAACUCGCAUGAUCUGGACGUAUGGCAUUCUUACAUAUUGAAAUUAACUUUACUUUUUUACUCUACCCUGUGUCAGUUCUGAACUGAAGCAUAAAAAAUAAUUUAGUUACUAGAAUAAAUUAUUUUUCCUUUCAUUUUUAUUCAUCAUAUCUUUUGGCAUUUAAAU
Microplitis mediator is the source of this 3354-nucleotide messenger RNA. RefSeq names its product SNW domain-containing protein 1 (gene Bx42). The record is from RefSeq and is a predicted model, not a curated record. Bases 329 to 1975 code for a protein of 548 amino acids. Gene Ontology annotation, biological process: mRNA splicing, via spliceosome. Gene Ontology annotation, cellular component: spliceosomal complex. The transcript has 3 exons. Lineage: Eukaryota; Metazoa; Arthropoda; Insecta; Hymenoptera; Braconidae.